GACAUACACCACCAAUAGAAACACAUGCUGCUAGCUGUGGGCACCCUGCCAAACAGUUGGGUGGCAUGCAAUGAGCAGUCUCUCUGCAUCCGUUUUCGGUGUAUUUACUAAAAUGUGUCACACAUCUAGGAUUUCUUAAGCCAAGUCAAACUUCUACAAAGAAAGUCUUUUCAGAACAGAACUUGAGACUGUGUAAUAAGAGGUCCAUGUGCAUCUGCACUGGUAGUGAUUUAGGGCUGUUUGCUACAGUGUUAAUGUUUGCAUGUAUGAGUGAAUCUCACGGAAGCUGAUAAUGGAAAGAAAGUCGUGGUUACUACUCAAACUUUCUAUGGCUCUCCUAAUAUCAGAGAUGGGUUAACUAGUGUAUCUUAAUGCUUUGGCUAAGCAACAAGCAGUCUUGGUGGUGUCUUUUAAAGUUCUUAUGAACUGAAGAUGCACUGGUCCCUUUAGGUUUGACAGAGUCUCAUGUCUGUACAUGUCCUCCUUGUUUUCUCUGCACUUCCAAUGUGCUUGCAUGUUUACAUAGUGGCUCCCCUGUGAACACUCAGUCUUUUCUGCUUUUCCCUAAUACAUGCACUCAUGAAAGCAGGAAUUGUAUACUGGCAUCACCAACUGAGAGCAUUUGUCCCUUGGUUAUUUUAUUGACUUCCUAAAGCUUUGGCAAUAAAAUUGCCUUUGGUAGGUCAGCACCCGAUUGCAUGCUUCUGAAGGAGUAUUUGUGUGUAUGUCACGCUCUCUCUCCCAUAGUAAACUUUCUUGUUAUAUUCAGCUGCUGACCCAUGGGGGGCAAUAAGAAAUGAUUUAUAACCAUGGCAACAGUUGCUGUGGGAAACUGUGAUCAACAAGAAUCUUUCAUGUUCACAUCAAUGAGUAUAUUAAAAAUCCUUCCACUCUGAGUCGGACAACACCAUUUGUGCCACUUUAAAAAAAAAAAGAAGUUAUGGAGCUUCCCAGGACCAGGAGCUGAGCUGCUGGCAGAGGGUGAAGCUGCUGGGAAGUGGGAGUUGCUGCAGUCAAGACAAUGCAGAGAAAAGAAAAAAGGACCAGGAGCCAAGCUGCUGGCUUGGGGAGGCAGAUAAAUAGCACAGACUAGAAUCUGGCUUUUAGCAACACUUUGUACUCUCAAGUGCUUCACAAGGCCUCUGGACAUUACAAGGAGAAGGUGCCAACAGCAGCAGGUCCAGUGAAAAGCAAAACAGCAAAUAGCCUCUUAGCUGAAAAGAGCCCUUCUGAACAAACACAUGGCAACACAUGAUGAUUUCACAGCAGAUAAGUACCGAGCCCCUGUUGCAGUAUAUUGUGGGAGCGUCCCCAAAGUCAAAGCCCGAUACAGAUCACUGCGAGGGGGAAGCAUCGAUUCAAACUUGCAGCUGAAUGGAAGCAGAUGGACGACAGCAGAUGAAGCCUCUCUUCAGUCUGUAUUGAAAGUCCAGAUGAAGAAACAGUCAUAUUUGUGGAGUAGAGAUGAGGACCCACUGUAUCCUGGGGCCAUUUCCUCUCUGGAGGGCUCGGACAACCCCACCUUGGAACAGGAUCCCAAAGAACUGGAGGCAAGCAAUGCAGCCAUGGAAACUGCUCGGAUCAAGGACAAGCUCAAGAAGAGGAGGAUCUCUGAGGGCUUAAUUGCUUCACACAGAGGCUUGCUUGUCUCCAGUGGCCCCAACGGGGUUGCCCUGAAGCCAGCUGUUUCCAGAUCUGCCUCUCAAAGGUUGCUGCUAACUUCCAAGCCCAUGCCUCCCAUUCAGAGCAUUCCUACCUCACCAGAGGCCAGCGGGCCAGAUAAAAGGGAGCAGAAGACCAUGGAGAAUAGUAUGAUCAGCUGGGGCCACCGCAAGAACCACACUCAUCUGACUCCAACUUCCCAAGAGUACUUGCAUAGCAAUGAUGAGAAGAGGAGAAAGUCAUUAGGUGCUGCUUUGAUUCCACCUAUCGCUAAAUCAGCAAGACCACGUAUUGGAAACUCUCACAGUGCUCCGAUGCCUCUCUCAAGUUCUCAGCAAAUGGACCAGACUGCUCUCACUGUACAGGAGUCUCCUGAGCUAAGAUCAAGGCCAGAUAGCAACGCUGAGGAGAAGAUCCCUAAAUCGCUGGAAUUCAGAAAUCUGGAACCCAUUUUGACUGCUCCCAAAAAUGGCUUGACUGGUAGCCUGAAGCCUGCUGAAGAUUUACUGCCAUUAACAACCCUCUCCCUCAGUCAGGCCAAGGAGACAGAACUGCUAUCACAGCCUCACUUAAAGGGUGAUGAUUGGAAGGAGAUCAAUGGAAGGAUCCAUGUCCCAAUAUCCAAGUCAGCUCAGGAGAAAAUGCGCCAGAAGCAAAUGAAAGAGAUGGAGCUUUUGCGCAGAGAGAGGGAGAAGGAAAAAGAGAGAGAGAAGGAAAGUUCUCUGCAGCUCCAUGAUGAACUGAACAGUCUUGACCCAGGGGCUACUGCUCAGGAAGUCUCAACAGGCUCAACAGGCUUUGGCCCACUUAACACCAAUGGGAACAUCUCCAUUACACCCAACAUGAGCAACCCAUGCAGAACCAGUGUUGGCAUUGCCUUAAAGAAACGGAUCAACAGGCCAUCUCUGCCUAGUAUUCCCAUCAUCAAUCAUGACAGCAGCCACCUGCGGCACUCAUCAGCUAACUCCCUGCCAGCAAAUACUCUGGAUUCCCAAGAGGGGGAGGAGGAAUCUGAAAGUGUGGAUGCCUUGGAAAUGAGACCAUUCUCUCACCCGGAUCAAGGACUGGUUGAUGCUCUGAAGUGGCUCAACUGCAGUGACUGGCUGCUGAAGGAGAAAGGACUUUCCAGCAUCAGAUGCCUGGCUACUUGCCAUUCAGAAGUCCUCCUUUGUCAACUUCAUGAUGUUUCCUUGGCUGUUACCAAAGAGGUUAGCAACCUCCGUUCAAAGGUGUCUCGCUUUGCUAUCAACACCCUUGGUGAGCUCUUCAGGACCAUGAAGAAGCACAUGGACCAGGAAGUUGAGGAGAUUGCUCGGGUCCUGCUCCACAAGACAGGAGAUUCCAGCGAGUUCAUUCAGAAAGCAGCUGAUCAGACCCUGGACAUCAUGGUGGAGAGUGUGACUCCCAUGAGAGCAAUGGCUGCCCUCAUGGCCCGUGGAGUAAACCAUCGUAACCCCCUUGUUCGAAAGUGUGCCGCUGAACACUUACUGACUGUCAUGGAACAGAUCGGAGCUGAGAAACUUCUGUCAGGCACUAGAGACAACACAGAGCUACUGGUCCAGACUCUGGUGAAGCUCGCUCAGGACUGCAAUCAAGACACUAGAUUUUACGGCAGGAAGAUGCUGAAUGUGUUGAUGCCUCAUCCAAAAUUCGAUGGGUAUUUGAAACAGUCUAUCCCAUCACAUACCUUGCGUGAUGUUAUGGCAACAAUAAGGCAGAAAGGGAUGGAAGACAAUGUAUCUGAACCCCCUUCUGCCAAAGGUCGCAGGGAGUCUAGGAACAGCAGCUUGACCACCUCCCAGGACAGUCUGCCUUCUGAUGAAGGGUCCAGAUCAGACAUUCUAGCACCAGCACAGACAGUGGUUCGUCGCUCAUCUCUCCGUAGUGUGGAAGCAAUGGAGCAGCUCAAGGAGCUGAACAAACUCCUGAUGGCCAAGGAGUUUCAGACACGAAUGGAGGGAGUAACGCUGCUGGGGGAGCACUGCAAGAACAACCCCCAGUUCAUCUCCUCAAACAUUGUCCAGAUUUUUGAUGCUUUUAACCUGAGGCUUCAGGACUCCAACAAGAAAGUGAACCAGCAUGCACUAGAUUCAGCUAUCUUCAUGAUCCCUAUGCUCAAAGAUGGCUUACAUCCAGUUGUGGUCUCCAUGGUGACGGCUGUCACUGAUAACUUGAACUCUAAGAAUUCUGGGAUUUAUACUGCAGCAGUGAGGGUGCUGGAGACAAUGAUUGCUAACUUAGAUAAUACAUUGCUCUUACAAGCGUUUGCCAGCAGAGUGCAGUUCAUCAGCGGUCGAGCCAUGCAGGACAUCACGGAAUACCUGUCAGCACUUGUAGCAUCUGUCUACCCUCGGAAACCCCAGGUUGUGGAACGUCACAUCUUGCCCGUUCUCUGGUAUUUUCUGAACAACAUGAUUGGAAAUGGGGUGUUACCCGGUAAGAGUGGUAAUGUCAGGACUGUGGUCUGCAAGCUUGCUAAAAGUCUGUACAAAGAAAUGGGACACAGCCUAGAAGAUCAUACUUCCAGCCAACCACAACAUGUGAAAAAAUCCCUCUGGGACCUUUUAGACAUAGAACUCCAGUGAAAAGAGGCCCAAUGGCCUUCAGGACAGUUUACAGUGUGGCACUUGAUGAGGUGGAUAAAUGAAGUGUUGGACAUUAUACUGGCAAUGAUUUUAUUCUAUGUUUUUGAAGAAAGGAAUAAGUUCAUAGAUCCAGAUGUAUAUAUUAUAUUUUGAAGUAGAAUUAAACAAAUAACAUAUUUUUAUAAGGUUUUAUUUCCUGAGCUUUUGUUUCUGAGAGAUUUUACAUAGGUCUUUUAAAAACAAUAAUCGUAUAAAUGUGACUUGAAAUUGUGUAAAAAAGAAAUUUAUACACAGACAUAUUCAGGGAGGGACAGGUGGGCCUUACACAGGAGAGAGGGGGUAGAGUGGAUGAUGCACCCCAGAAGCAGAGAGUGAGCGGCAAAUACUUCAGUCUGAGAAAAUAAAUUGAGUGAGGAAAAGAAAAUAUGCUGCCCCCAAGAUACAAAAGGACAAUGUCUCCAUUGGAGCUGGGAGACUUGCACUAGUGGGACUCAAGGUAGCAUGCUGAAAGUAGCACUUUCAGCUCAGGCUUGAGCUUGGGAUUUUUUAACAUGCUUGUUAGAGUGCCACUAGCAUGCAUUUGCCUGUGUGGGCUGAGAAGCUUGUUUUCAGUCAUAAUGUAGACAUACCGAUAAGAGUUUGUGGAAAGGGGGGGAGGGGUUAAAGAAGAGAGGGGUGGAGCCCUGGAAGUGGAAAAAGUGAUCUGGGUCUGUAUCAGAUCUGAAAAACUGAGCACUCCUACAUAUAUUCACACAGCCGUGAAGGUAGGAGGGAAAGAAAGAAGAAGGGAUAUAUGGGACCCUGAAUACAAGCAGAGUGAAGCACUGGGGUCCCAGGAGAGCAGAAACAUAGAAAGACCUUGAAAAGGGAGUCUUGCCCAUUAAGUGAGAAGGCCAAAAAGCAGCACAGAAGGACCCAGCCAAAGAGGCACAUGAGUCUGAGAAUUUUACAUUUAUUUAUGUAUUUAUUUUUUCAUACCUAAAGCAAUACAGUAGUUUUAACUCUCUAGCAUUCUGUAUUAUUUUUCUACGAAUUCCCCUCCAUCCUCCCAUCAAGCGCUUUUAUUACAGUAAAGAAUGGGCGAAAUGAUUUGAACUUCCUGAAAGUGUUUCAGAUUCACGUAGCACCAGGAACUCAGAAUCCCUUGGAACAUGCUAGUGCAUCCUCUGAGCCAGGAAUCUAGUUCUGAAGCAUUAGAGAGUGCCCUGGAACUUGCCACCUUCAGAUAUCUUCUACAGCACCCAGGAGCUUAGUGUCUCCAGAGGUGUUCUAGAGCCCCUAGGAACUUGGAAUUUUGUCUAAAAACGAGGUGGAAACGGCAUAGCUUAGUGUGGUGUGUAAUUGUUUUUAGGGAAGGAGCAAGGCACUGCAGAAAACCCCAAAUGCCAAAAUGCAGAACAGAGGCUUCUCUGAGAAGUGAUACAGUUAAAGAAUGGUCUGAAUUAAAUAAGCAAAGCCUGCAUUACAUUUACUCCUGCAACCAAGUUGGGCUUGCUCACUAUCUAGAGUUUAUUUUAAAGGUUGGGUUUGGCUUUUUUUGGUAGGUGUAGUGUGUUCUGAGAUCCCCUGUAUCUCCUUUCCUCAAUCUCAAAGUCCUCUCUUCUCAUAGUUUGCCUCUCUUUAGGCACGACCCCUCCAGGGCCUGUUAAAUGCUGCUCAGUGUGGUCUGCCUUUUCACUGCUGAAUAAAUGUUCUUUGUUUUAGCUGCUUCUUCAGCUUCUCUCUAGCCCUUAGGGAUACAGUGGGCUGCUUAGGUACUUAGGAGAAAAGAGGCUUUUGUGUUUAGCAAAAGAAACUCCUCAGAGUCUGUUUUAUUUGUUCAGUAGUAGGAUCAUGGAGUCAAAUUAAAACGUAACUUAUGUAACUGGCUUUAACUUGCUACUGGCCUGGAAUGUUGCUCAUGUGUAUAUUGUUUCACAUGAUUGAUGGGAAUAAAGUGCUUCCUUCCAGUACUUUGGUU
Molecule: messenger RNA, 6207 nt
Organism: Pelodiscus sinensis (Chinese soft-shelled turtle)
Lineage: Eukaryota; Metazoa; Chordata; Testudines; Trionychidae
Source: RefSeq, a predicted model, not a curated record